AUGCCAAAAGCUCUAGGGGGCGCCAUGGACAUAUACUUACGUUUUAUUAAAUGUAAUGGAGGCAGAUUCCAAGAUGGUGGUUUUAACGAGGGUGGAGAACCAGCAACCAUCGGUAAAGCUUUCCUGCUCGGUUUCGCACGCGUAUACUGUGCGAGGUUGCAGUUUCCGCGACCCGAGGGAAAGACACUCGUCGCCACACAAGAAGGAGAAAGCGAAGAAGAUCCGGCAGUCAGAUACUCAACAAAUAUUAGCAACCACGAGUGCAGUCUGCUUUCAACCAACCCUGUGGAGAGUGUGCUUGGCGCGUGGCGCUGCGCUGUCGAAACAGAUCUUGGCACACACUACGGCUUCUUAUCCGUCAUCUGUCCUUGGCUAUUGAACGAUACUGAAAAUAAAGAUGAUUAUUAUUUGGAACCAUUUUUAGACACUCAAAGGGAAUCGAUAUCUGCAGUUGAAGGAGCAGUCACUAUGUCUUGUAUUAUUCAUGCUCCUAUCAGAUACUGCUAUUUUGAAGCAAGUAAUGGCACAAAGAUCAGUGUGGCGCCUGAAACAUUAUCCACGGAUCUGAAAUACGUUGGAAGUGGUUUUAAUGCUGGUGAGUGUGGAGUCAGGUUUACGAAGCUGGUGGCCGGGGACAGUGGCACCUGGAGCUGUCACGUGGGACUCGUCAACCAAACGGGGAACAAAGUAUCCAGUUCCAAGUCACCAUCGAAGGUCAGGCUGAGACUUUUGGUAGUCAAAUAG
This is a messenger RNA of Manduca sexta (tobacco hornworm), 744 nucleotides long. RefSeq lists its product as uncharacterized. NCBI's taxonomy places the organism in Eukaryota, Metazoa, Arthropoda, Insecta, Lepidoptera, Sphingidae. The transcript has 6 exons. The record is from RefSeq and is a predicted model, not a curated record. Bases 1 to 744 code for a protein of 247 amino acids.